This is a messenger RNA of Eutrema salsugineum, 441 nucleotides long. RefSeq lists its product as uncharacterized. Lineage: Eukaryota; Viridiplantae; Streptophyta; Magnoliopsida; Brassicales; Brassicaceae. Bases 1 to 441 code for a protein of 146 amino acids. The record is from RefSeq and is a predicted model, not a curated record. The transcript has a single exon.
AUGGCGAAAGCAAAUGUGUUUCUCCUCUCCAUUUUUGUCAUUGCUUCACUCUCUUCCCUUUCCCACGGCCUUACCAUAAACGGCAUCAGAAUCGGCACCCUCGAAAUUGACGGUGUCCUGCGUUGUACUCUUAACGCUAACACAAACGCUCCUCCCAUUUCGGGGCAGACCGUCUCUUUAAGAUGUGCCGGCUCAAAUACCAACCUCGCCCAAGCAGUGACCAAUCCCGCCGGUGCAUUCAGGGUGGUGCUCAAUAUUGUGGACACACUCGCCUUUGACCCGUCAUUUUGCGCUAUCCAGGUUAACCUUCCGGUGGCCACGUGUUCCGUGUUCCCACCAGAUGGCGUCCUCACUGCCUCCUUUAGGCUGGUCAAUGUCGUCCAGGGGAGUGUUGGAAAUAUUGCCAACUUUGUCACUGGCUCUUUUAUCACCUCUCUCUGA